Molecule: messenger RNA, 1962 nt
Organism: Magallana angulata
Lineage: Eukaryota; Metazoa; Mollusca; Bivalvia; Ostreida; Ostreidae
Exons: 4
Coding region: 208-1047 (279 amino acids)
Biological process (GO): immune response
Cellular component (GO): membrane
Molecular function (GO): tumor necrosis factor receptor binding
Source: RefSeq, a predicted model, not a curated record
CGUAAUUCAUAACAGACUAGGAAGAGGGAAACAACGGGGGUAUGGACAAAAUUUAAUUGACCCCUUAAAAAAGAAUGUUACCACUAUAAUGCUAGUAUUUCUCAAUCUAAUGGCUAUUUCCUGGUUAAGGAAAUCAUAAGCAUUAAGUGGCCCCAACUUACACGUAUUUAAGAAUUUUCAGUCGCAUUGAUCAGAUCAGAGGGGACAAUGGCACAGGACGAUAGUUCUUCCCGUUGCUUAAAUAACGAGAAAUGUUCGAAAAUUCUCAAGGGAAAACGAAUACGACGCUCCUUUAUCAUUUCGUUUGCCGUAAACGUGUUCUUUUUGGGUGUGGUGUUUUGCUGGGUGGUUCUUCAGAUUGUCGGGGACCAUCGAGACCACAGGGAUGACACCCAAGGGCCGACACCUGCGCCCUCUCUCCCCGAGGACUCGUUCUAUUCCUGUUCUCCGUGUAAACCCAUGAUGAGGGCUGAUGAUGCUGACACAAUGAGGCUCGCCACGGGGAAUUCCUCCUUUGUAUGCUGUAAACGAAUAAGUCAAGAUGUCAAAUUAGAGGAACCUAACACAGGGCAGUUGCUUGAGGAAUGUCAGGCCAAAAGGGGCACUGAUGAGGGCACAGUUGGAGCACUUAUGUACAUCAACCUUACACAAUCACAAUGCACUUCAGGUCUGCAUUGGAUGCUGAGUGGAGGCACCUCUUAUAUGAAAGGGGGAGUAGUGUAUGAGGACUCUACACAUUAUGGCAAACUGACCGUCCCUAGUGACGGGGUGUAUGCAGUCUACAGCUACAUACAGUUCGAUUCCUACACAAGUAAUAGUAAAUUAGACCGUCCAAAGCCGGAAAUGCACGUGUUGUACAAAAAUGGCGACCAGCUGGUUCAAAUGAACAAGUUCAUGCUAAGGAAACACAUUUACAUCACCAGUCAAGUGGGACCGAUUUUGGUGGAGUUGAAGGCCAGAGAUUCGAUCCAUGUUGCUGUGGGUUCAAUGGGCGGGUUUAUUCACAACAAUCCUCAGUCCAGCGUUGUCGGGCUAUAUAAGUUAUAAAUCACGAGAACAACACUAGGAAAAGCAGUGUGAAACCAAACUUGAAGUUGAGAAUAUUACUUACGCAGAAACAGAAACAUAUUGGUCUUUAUAACGAUCUGGCUACAAGAAACUAAAGUUUUAAGGAAAGAGCCUUCUCAUUAUCAGACAUAUUUCUGAGAUAAAGAAGUUCAUGAAAUUUUUACUUAGUCAAACAGAUCAUUUAACACUUACAGAAUGAUCGUAUCAGUCUAAUCAAAGUUGACCAUCGUGUUUUCAGAUCAAGGUCACUAGCUUUUUUAUCAAUGUUUAGGAUAAUAAAAAUGAAUGUAGUCACCUGCAGUUAUAUAGACAUCUGUUUAAGAUAUGAAGUUUCUAUUCUUUAAUGUAAUGUAAUGCGAUAAUAUUAGAAUGCCUAUCAGCUUAUACUACUAAAUUGAAAUAUACAUUUAAACUGAAUUGAUAGAUAUUCCUUGGCCCGCAUUUCCUCCAAUUUUUCUUAAAUUUUGAAGAUAUUUUAAUUAUUUUUCUAUGCUUUCAAUAUUAAAAUAUUUCUGAUAUUUAAAUAUCUUAAAGGGAUAAAUUGACAUAUAAGCGAAUACAUUGACCAUUUUAUAAGAGAAAAAUCCGAUUUACUUAAAAAAGCAAAUUAAAAUGUAAUUUGAUGGGCAAAUCAUGUUUUAAAAACAAAUUCUUAGACCCGAGUAUCAUUUCAUAAGUUCAUGGUAGUUUUAAAAGCCUAGUACAUUCAUGUAAUUAUUUUGAAAAUGCUAAAUAGACUCAUGAAAUUUACAGUAAUUUUUAAUUGCUAAAACAUAUGAUAUUUUCCUGCGCCAAUGUUCCUCCAAAAAUAUAGUCCUUGUUAGAUUCUGAACUUUGAUUUCUAUUUUCUAGGCCAAGUUGUAUAAUACUAGUAAUAAAAAAGAAAGAAAAAUA